Messenger RNA from Ylistrum balloti, 519 nucleotides. Its product is annotated as neo-calmodulin-like. The transcript is spliced from 6 exons. Bases 1 to 519 code for a protein of 172 amino acids. Gene Ontology annotation, molecular function: calcium ion binding. Gene Ontology annotation, cellular component: myosin II complex. The record is from RefSeq and is a predicted model, not a curated record. Lineage: Eukaryota; Metazoa; Mollusca; Bivalvia; Pectinida; Pectinidae.
AUGACUCUAAAACCACAUAGACGACGUCAUAACACCAAUAUAAGAAAUGCAUCAAAGGAGCAACAAUCAGCGGGAUCACAGAAAAUGAGAGAGGAAAUAAAAAGGACGUUUGAACUUUUUGAUAAAGAUAAAAACGGUAAGAUAACGGAGAGAGAACUCACAGACGUCAUGCGAGCUUUAGGUCAAAAUCCGACGUCACAGCACGUGCGGGCGAUUAUAGCGGAAGUUGAUAAGGACAAUGAUGGUGAAAUAGACUUUGAAGAAUUCGUUUCGAUGAUGUCGAAAAAAUGGCGAGACCUAGAAAAGGAAGAGGAAGAAAUAAAGAAAGCUUUUAAGGUUUUUGACAGAAACGGAGAUGGUAUGAUUGAAAUGCGUGAACUGAAAGCUGUUUUAACUGGUCUGGGAGAAAAGAUGACAGAAGAGGAAUUUCAGAGCCUGAUGCGCGAGGCGGAUCUAGACGGCAACGGUGUUAUCACUUACGAAGAGUUUUCCUCAGUUCUAGCAAACAAAUUUAUCUGA